GGUCAAAACUCAUUUCAAAUCACACCAUUGGAAGGAACUCAUCCCUUGUUAAUAUUCAUCAACCCAAAGAGUGGAGGCAAACAAGGUGCAAGGCUUCUGCGAAAAUUCCAGUACCUGUUGAAUCCACGUCAGGUGUAUAACAUGGUCAAAGAUGGACCCCUGGUUGGGUUACAGUUUUUUAAAGAUGUGCCUAACGCCCGUGUGCUUGUGUGUGGAGGAGAUGGAUCCGUAGGCUGGCUCCUGGAUACCAUGGAUAAAGUGAAUUUUGUUCAGCGACCUCCAGUGUGUGUGUUGCCACUGGGAACGGGCAAUGAUCUGGCUCGCUGCUUGUGCUGGGGAGGAGGAUAUGAGGGGGAGAACUUGCUCAAGGUUUUCACAGUGAUUUCCUAUUUCUCCAGGUGGAAGAUUGAGUUUAGCAAACCAGAAGAUUGCGACGAGCAGGAGGGGGAUCCUAUACCAUAUAAUAUUAUCAACAAUUAUUUCUCUAUUGGUGUGGAUGCCUCAAUAUGUCACAGAUUCCAUAUCAUGAGGGAGAAACAUCCAGAGAAGUUCAACAGCAGAAUGAAGAACAAGCUGUGGUACUUUGAGUUCAGCACAUCGGAACAAUUCUUCUCAUCCACUUGUAAAAACCUGCACGAGGACAUUGACAUCAUGUGUGACGGUUGUUCUUUAGACCUGGCCAAUGGUCCAAGUUUGGAAGGCAUCGCCAUCUUGAAUAUCCCUUCUAUUUAUGGCGGCACCAACUUGUGGGGAGAUAACCCCAGCCAGAAGAAGAGAAGAAAGGCCCAGAAAACCAAGAAAGACAAGGAUCGGGAGUUCUCUACCAGCAGCAUGUCAUCGGCUGAGUUAGCUAUUGCUGUUCAGAAUGUGGGUGACUCUAUGAUUGAAGUCGUCGGUUUGGAGAACAUAUUCCAUGUGGGUCAGGUGUAUGCAGGUCUCAGGGCAUCAGGCAAGCGCCUGGCUCAGUGCUCACAAGUGGUUAUUAGGACCCGAAAGAGAGUGCCCAUGCAGAUAGAUGGAGAACCUUGGAUGCAGCCGCCCUGUACGAUCUACAUCAGCCACAAGAACCAGGUUCCCAUGCUCAUGGCACCGCCCUCCAGUAAAAAAUCCAAACUGUUUAAGAUUUUCAAGAAAUAG
Candidula unifasciata is the source of this 1137-nucleotide messenger RNA. The record is from the annotation of a GenBank genome assembly. NCBI's taxonomy places the organism in Eukaryota, Metazoa, Mollusca, Gastropoda, Stylommatophora, Geomitridae.